GAGUUUUCCGUAAAUACGUCUCGUGCGGGUGUCGGUGUCCUGAAAGAUUGUGAUUAGCGAUUGGCUUAAGUGUCACAUAUUGGUAUUUCCGGAUCAGCGACUGAGGAGGUUGUAUAUUUAAGUUCUGCGGUUACAUUCGGUUAUAAUGGGUUAGAGUGGGGUAAGACAGAAGUUGUCUGUUACGGUGUCCUCUACAUGGCGAGCGAAUGACCUACUUUGCAAAGAAACUAUAAGGCCUUCACCCUGUGUACUCAGUUGUUUCAUCAACUGAAGAUGGGAGCAAAUGCUUCCCAGUUGGAGAAGGAGAUAGGAUCUGACCAGUUUCCCAUCAAUGAGCACUACUUUGGCCUGGUGAAUUUUGGCAACACAUGCUACAGCAACUCAGUCCUGCAGGCCUUGUACUUCUGCCGGCCCUUCCGAGAGAAGGUGCUCGAGUACAAAGCCAGGAACAAACGUACCAAGGAGACGCUGCUCACAUGUCUAGCUGACCUGUUCUACAACAUUGCAACACAGAAGAAAAAGGUUGGGACAAUAGCACCAAAGAAGUUCAUUGCCCGUCUGCGAAAAGAGAAAGAGGAGUUUGAUAACUACAUGCAGCAAGAUGCUCACGAGUUCCUCAACUUCCUCAUCAACAACAUCAACGAAAUUAUCCUUGCGGAGCGUGCCACACCGGUGACGAACGGCAAGGGUCGACCGAGUGACUCGGAGGGCAGCUCCUCGCUGCAGCAGGAGCCCACCUGGGUGCACGAAAUAUUCCAAGGCAUACUCACCUCGGAGACGCGCUGUCUCAACUGCGAAACGAUCAGCAGCAAGGACGAGGACUUCUUCGACCUGCAGGUGGACGUCGACCAGAACACCAGCAUCAGCCACUGUCUGUUGCGCUUCAGCGAGUCGGAGACGCUCUGUGGAGACAACAAGUUCAAGUGUGACGUCUGCUGCUCAUACCAGGAGGCGCAGAAACGAAUGCGCGUGAAGAAGUCGCCGACCAUUCUGGCCCUGCACUUGAAGCGGUUUAAGUACAUGGAGCAGUACAACCGACACAUCAAAGUAUCACAUCGUGUCGUCUUUCCCCUGGAGCUGCGGUUAUUCAACGUGUCUGAUGACGUGGUGACGCCAGACCGCCUGUAUGACCUGGUGGCGGUGGUGGUUCACUGCGGUUCGGGACCCAACCGGGGCCACUACAUCUCCAUAGUGAAGUCGCACGGCUUCUGGCUACUCUUCGAUGACGACGUGGUGGACAAAAUCGACCCGUCGACGAUCGAAGACUUCUUCGGCCUGACGUCAGACAUUCAGAAGUCGUCCGAGACGGGCUACAUCCUGUUCUACCAGUCGAGGGACGCCGCUUGAGGCGCCGGCGCGCUCCGCCGCCUCUCUUGCUCAUGUUUUCUACCGGCGACGGCGGUCGGCCGGAUGGCUGGGCGGCGUCGUCCGACCUGGCCCGGGAGUUGUUUUCAGACGUUGAUCAUGCCAUAUGUUUAUUUUGAAAUUUAGCUUUGUUUAAGAGGCGAAGUGUGCCACCGUGGCUGGUGGUGCUCGGCCCGCGGCGCCGCUGGUCGUGAGGUGCCGUCGCUGUUGACGCCGUCGCUGGGCCCGGCUGGGAUCGCCGGUGCCGACGGUGCCCGGAUCGCACUCGGCGGCGGCCGCGGGCUGCGCCCAGCACGCAGAAGUGUGGGCAAGUCUCAGGAAUCGUGUUACGCUGGCCGCAGGAGAGCUGGGGCGUCUUAACCUCCGGGAGCGGGCGACGGCGAGUCACGCAUGUCUGCGAUCUUGGCAUGACUGGAGCAAAGUUGACCUCGGUGUUCAGCGCCCUCGGGUGGCCGAUACUUCGAUUGUCAGGCGGUCUCUGCUGAACUUGACUCCCCGGGUCGGAUGGUCUCGAGCUACCCUGCCCUCUCUGAUCAUGGCUGGUCUUGUUCAACUGAGGGCGUGUCGCGCUCUGUGCCCGACGCAGGGUGCAGCGCUCGCUCGUCCUGCACCGCGCCGCGCUGUGGGUGUGGGUGUGGGUGUGUGACGUCACCGCCGACAGGGCGGCCGGCGGGAGUGUGCCGGUCAUGCGUGGCGUCUGCGACCUCUGCCUGCACAGUGCGACACGAUGCGACGGAGCGUUGGAGGUCUAUCUCGAGGCUGUUUGAGGGUUGGUUUGUUUUGUAUUAACGCGGUGAUUGGUGGCCAUCUGUUCGACGGAACUAAUUCUCCAGCGGCUCGACGGUGGUCCCUUGCCGCUCUGCGUGCGGUAGAAAUGUAUAUAUCUAGAUGCCGGAAGGAGGUUGUUACAUCGAUGUGGCGUGGGGUGAGGCGUGGUAUACAUCGACGCAGCGUGUUCGCACCGCAUGCGCUUGUUCGUCAUGCGUGAGGCAGGCCGCUGUUUGGCGCUGGCCGUGCGUCGCUGCGGCCCGUCAUAAAUCAGUCCUGCGGUCGGCACUCGCUGGCAGACCGCUCCGGCGUCUAGACUUAACCGUUCGAUGACUGAUAGGAUGACUGUGCAGCGGUGUGCCGGCCGGCCGUGCUGGAAGCCCUUGUGCGGGACGGCCGUGUCGCUGACCACUGGCAGGUCACAUUUGCACCAGGAUGUGUUCCUGGCGUGGGCCGUCGUUCUUGGACGCCGCCCUCGCUGAUUGGUUCUCUGUUUAGGGCCACUGUCGUCGGGUUGUCUCCUUGAAUCUCCUCCCUCGGCGAUCCUUGCUCUCCCUGAGGCGUGCCGGCGUAGGUACCCACCGGGGGAAGGGGGGGGGGGGAGAGGCGCCGCCGCGCCGCCGGCUGGACGGUUGUUAUUGUUGACGUGUGGUGUACGGGGGCGGUGCCGGCCGCGGGCGGCGCGCCCUCUGGCGGCCCGACGGGGUGCCGAGCCGCGCUCGGCGCCGACUUGGGCACCUAGUCUUUCCCGCUGUCAGACCCACCCCUGUCGAAAUCCGAGUGCAAAGCUGCGGACGGGUCGGCGCGGAGACGCGCGCGGCACGGCAGGCCCAUAUUUAUUAUGCCAACUGCGCGAGACAGAGCGUGCUGCCACCGUCCCGGCUCGACUCCGACUCGGGACGCACGAACACAGCGUGUCUGCAGCCGCCACUGCUACCGUGGCGCGACGGCUAAGCCAGUCAGCUGCUAGCAAUAUAGAUUUGGCGCACUG
Pollicipes pollicipes is the source of this 3124-nucleotide messenger RNA. RefSeq names its product ubiquitin carboxyl-terminal hydrolase 46. Gene Ontology annotation, molecular function: cysteine-type deubiquitinase activity. The transcript has 10 exons. Gene Ontology annotation, cellular component: cytosol; nucleus. The record is from RefSeq and is a predicted model, not a curated record. Gene Ontology annotation, biological process: protein deubiquitination. Lineage: Eukaryota; Metazoa; Arthropoda; Thecostraca; Pollicipedomorpha; Pollicipedidae. The coding region runs from base 274 to 1347 and encodes 357 amino acids.